AAGAGGGUGUAGUCAAGCAGGACAAGGUCACGAAUGAAUGGGUACUGAAUGAAUAUGAACCGAAGUGAGUCAUCAGUUUGAAACAAUUAUGCUGUGGUGGUUUGGUUAUGUAGACAGAAUGAAUGCGGAUUGAAUUACAAAACAGCUAUGUGAAGGAAGAGCGAUUGGGUCAAAAGGAAGGGGAAGACCAAGGAUAUCAUGGUGGGAUGAGAUUCUGAAAAAUCCUCCUUGGCUUGGGGCUUCCUGCUGGUGGCACCUGUUGGCCGUUGCUGGAACAGGACACUGAGUCGGGGGGCCUCCUGGGCCCUGCUCCUAUUCCUAAAUCUAAUGGACAUCCAGGCACUCAGCACCCACGUAGCCUCCCAGCUGAAGCAGCUGGGUGAAGGCUGGCCGGUGGAAAAUCCCUCUGUGUUUUCACAAAUAGCCGUGUCCCACAGGAGAGUCCUUAUUUUUAGAAAGCUGCCCGAAUCUGCUGCAACUACCAGGUCCUGCCUUUGAGAACGAGUCUCUGGAAGGGCUUUGGCAGCCCUUGUCUGUGGCGCAGUUGCCCUGAACCUGGCUGCCUGAGCUAUGUGGCAGGCGGCACGACUCCGCACAGGCGCUCAUGGAUCACGAUUCUUAGUACACAAACCUAGCCCAUGUCCUAAACGUUUUGUGCUGUCUAGGGCUCGCCCUGGGUCUGGAGCCCCAUUUCAGCACGCCUGAUCGUGGCUGAAGCAGAAGGAAAAAGAGGAGCUGCUUGGAGGACUGGUUGACGGGCCGCCUUUGUCCUGCUCCGAGGCUGGAGACAGCCAGCAGUUUCUGGUGCUGGGAACGUGGCUGGCCUGCCGUGCUUCUGCCAGUGACUCCAGCCCCUCUUGAGCCUGGCUGUCAUCAGAGGGGAGAGUUCUUUCAAGGCCAGGGCUUGCGGGAGGACAGUGAGGGCAGACCAGAGUUAUGGGGUUGGGGCCGUCCUCUGGGAUAGUUUCUUGCAGGGGAGCCGUGUAUUUACGCUAUCUUCGCCAGCGCGACUUGACUGGCCUGGCAGCAGAUGCUCCAGUUAGAAUCCAGAUGGGUUUCAUUUAAUAUUUGGGGAUUUUUUCAUGUGUCAGCUUUAGUGGUGGGUGCAGUUAUGUUUGACUGCAGUUUUCUGUCUAAACAAACAAUGGCUGGCCAAGCACAUAGAACUGUUGUCUGGUGCAGCUGGCGGUGCCUGUGCAAAGUGGAACUCUAGCAGGAGUGGAACGGUCCAAAGUUUCAGGAGCCCCACCUAUGCCUCCCCCACGUGGCCAUCCUCUACGCACAGCCUCACCCGUGUAGGCACAUGAAGCGGCACACCCGCUUCCUCUCCGCCACAGAGAUAUUCCUGUGUGUAACUCCCCUGCGGCCUUUGGCACCUACCCCACGCCACACCUGGAGUGCAACAGCUGUUAUAAUGUGGGAGGCUAGCAAGCCAAGCACAGCAAGACUGUCCCACCUCCCAGAACCUGCAGGGCCAGCUUGCUUAUGUACAGAGGCUGUUGUUUUCCCAAUGGGUGCAUGCAGCAUGCAUGAACAUACCUUCUUGGAGUUGGCACCAAGCAGCUGCUUGGUUUUUCCUUCUGCUGUUACUCUUCCUGACAUUCACACAACACGCUUGCCCUGGUCACUGAUUUAACCCCUUUCCAUAGUUUACACAGGGCAUUGAAUCAUAUGCUAAUUAACAGGUUGGAAUUGCACCAAAUCAUGGUGCAAAAUAAACCCUAAUCAUGGUUAAACUUAGCCAAGCUGCCUGAGUGUGGCAUCUGCCUCUUGGUCUCGGUCUCUCUUCCUCUUCCACCAUUAAUCCUGAGGGACUCUUGAAUUCACUACCCAGGAAUAGCAUUGAGAAGACCUAGUUGGGAGGGGGGAGCACACUGGAGAUGUCGAACACCCACAAAAAUGUUAUUGUUCAGGACAGAGUCUUGGGUGCUGUGGCUCCCCGUUCACCUCAAAGGGUCUCCCUUGUCAGGCCAUGUCCCGAGAAGUUGAGGGAUGGGUGAAGGCCAGAAGGGCUCUUCGGGGUCCAGGCCUCCCGAACCCGCGUCUGCAUCCAGCCACUGUUGCCUGCUCCCCGUUUUCCUGCUUGACAGCUGCUGUUUUCUUUUAACUCCGGAGACAUUGGGCGUAGCAACCUUCGCUUCUGUCCCAGGGUUCCUCUUCUGCCUCCCAGUUCAGGGGCUUGGUAGAAUUGAAUCUCCUUUGGCUCUGUAAGAUACUAAUUUAAGAGGUCUCCAUGGUCCAAAAACUGCACCAUGCCCUUUUGGUCAGUGGUCACUUUUAUCUGAGAGACUCACCUGGCACAGCGAUAUGCCUGUCCUCAAGACUUCUGUCGGGAGGGUGUUCUUUCUCUGCCCUGCCUCCUGGCAGUGCUCCGCUGCAAAUGGAUUUUCUCUGUGCAAAACACAGCUCAGCAUUUGAGCCACAGGGGAGGCAAAAUACCUGGCUCAAGAGGUUGGCAUGGUAUACCCUUGGGCGCAAACCAGGUGCUACCAAAUGGUUUCUGCUUCCAUUAGAGGAGAGCGAGAGUUUGUGUCCGAAUCAUGUGACCUCUUUGGCAUGGAGAGGAACCCUGGCACCUCCGAAGGCUGGUUGGUUGGUUGGUUGGCUCCUCAAGGAUGGAGGUACUAAGCGGGGACUGGAGAGAAAGGACAGGUUCUCAUGGGUCCUGUUCAUGUGUAAGGGGCAGAUCUGUACAAAGCCUCAAAAAGCUGCUUUGCCGCAACUGGCAAAGUACCCUCCGAUGUGGGUCAUGAAGGGAAGGGGCUCCUGCUGGGAGGCACCGCACUGAAGCUGCUGCAUUGCAUCAGUUCAGCCACUUGGAUGGGCAUCUGUGGACGCACACGGGGGUGUUCACAUGUGCUCCCACAGAAGGCAUUCCAUGGAACCAGAGAGAGCCACUUUCAGGUUUUCCAUGGCAGCGUCAAGGCUGAGCCCCUGGCUCUUUCAGGUGGGGAGGCCCCUUCAGAGAGGGAGUUCCAGAGUAGAAGCUGCUCCAUGAAACAAAGUGAUGCUGCUUUGCCCAACCCUUGUAACCACCAGGCUCUUGUUUCCCCCCAUAGUGGCUUCCGUUGUCAUGGCUCGCCGGUCACAGAGCUCCUCUCAAGGGGACAACCCUCUGGAUCCCAACUACCUUCCGCCCCACUACAAGGAGUACUACCGCCUGGCGCUGGACUUGCUGGCUGAGGAGGGCAAGGAGAGCUACCAUCGGUUUCUGGCUGAGGAGGGGGCCCCAGACUUCCUCUGCCCCUCAGAAAUUGAGCACAUCACCCAGCACCUGCAGAAGCCACAGUAUGCCUCUCAGGAGGGUGGGGGCAGCACAGACUCUGGCCCACAGGAUGUCGACAUGGAUGGUUCCUCAGGCACUUACUGGCCAGUGAACUCUGAUCUGGCUGUUCCAGAGCUGGAUCUAGGCUGGCCAAUGGUCUUUGGGUUCCGGGGAACUGAAGUGACCACACUGGUGCAGCCGCCACCCCCAGACAACCCCAGCAUCAAGGAGGAGGCACGUCGAAUGAUUCGUGCUGCACAGCAGGUGGUUGCCAUAGUAAUGGAUAUUUUCACUGAUGUGGACCUCUUGAGUGAAGUGCUGGACGUGGCCGCACGCAGAGUCCCUGUGUAUAUCCUCCUAGACGAGAUGCACGCCCAGCUCUUCCUGGACACGGCUGCCAAAUGCAGAGUGAACCUCAACUUUGUGGAAUUCCUACGAGUGCGGACAGUUUCUGGCCCCACCUACUACUGCCGCACGGGGAUGUCCUUCAAGGGUCAUGUGAAGGAGAAGUUCUUGCUGGUGGACUGCAUGGUGGUGCUGAGUGGCAGCUAUAGCUUUAUGUGGUCAUUUGAAAAGAUCCAUCGGAGCAUCGCUCAUAUCUUCCAGGGAGAGCUUGUGGCCAGCUUUGAUGAGGAAUUCCGUAUUCUUUUUGCACAGUCAGACCCACUGGUUCCUCCAUCCAAUAUUUUAGUGAGGACAGAGACCCCUAUGGGGCCCUUCACCGUGGCACCCUUUGGCAAUAACAUGCCCUUCUUUCCAAAGAAACCACAGCUACUUUUCCCCCGAGAGGACAACCUUUUCUCACCAUUCGUGGACCGGAUUGAUCCAGACAGAUAUUUCCUGUCUUCUUUUAGAAGAGAUGACAUGCUGCGUCAUACCUUAGAAGGUUCAGCAAUGCGAAUGUACUCCAAGAAAAUGGAAAUGGAGAACUGCCAAAUGGAUCCUGUUCGGGGCUAUCUCCGUUCCAAGCAGCUGGAGAUGGACUCAUUUAAAAGGCACAGCUUUGCAGAAGGGACCUUUGAGAACUUUCAGUCCUCAAAGCAGUUUUCUAAGCAGUUGUUCAUGAACAAUUUGGACGAAUUUAAAAUUCAGUCCAGUCAUUUUCAGAAAGACCAGUUUUAUCAGUAUCAGUUUGAACAUCCCCAUGGGGCUAACAGGCCCCAGGGGCUUUUUGAAAGAAUUCGAGGAGGCAGACUAGGAUUCAAUGAACCAGAAGAUUAUGCAGAUGGCUUUCGGUGUCCAGAACUGGAAUCCAAUUUCCCCCAGGAUGGGUAUCCACUGCGGUUGGAUUAUGUGCCUUCCAAUUCUUCUAAAGAAGUGCGACAUGGCUCUGAUCAUGUGAAUCCAGGAGGAAAUGGUCUUCUAGGUCUUCAAUCUCUAAGAAGGCAAAACAUGGGGCAGAAAUUUAUGUGCCAGACAUCUCCCACGCAGAAGCAGAGCAUGGAACAGCGGCUGUUUCUGCAUGACCAAGGCCAAGAUGUAGAUCAAGACAAGAAAGUUCAGGAGAACAGGGCAGGGUUACGCAACUGGAGAAUUUCCUCCUACCUUAGUGGGUAUCAGUCUGAACCAGGAGAGGAAGGCCUUCCAAUCCCAGUGGAGUCAGAGAUGUAUAAUGAGGUACUUAGUCCUCCAGAGCCCCUUACUAGGUACCCCAGCGACCUUCUCCCCAGUUUCAAACCUCCACUUCCACUUCCAAACACCAAAGACAUUUCUGGAACUGAGAGAUUGCUAGAAGAAACCUCUGUGGUGAAACAGGAUCCCUUCAGGAGCAGGAUAAACCCCCUGAUCCAAAGGAGUUCACGACUUAGAUCUUCUCUUAUUUUUAGUGCUGCCAAAUUAGACCAGCAAAACUCACCCACUGAAAAAGUCCAAAUGGUGCAAAAAGAGCAGACCUCCAGUGAAAUGAUAAAGGACGCUGAAACUAUAAAAACGACCACUGUCUCCAAAGUAGCUGAGUUGCUUGAAAAGUACAAGUCUGUGGGCAAAGACUUGGAAAGUAGCACUCUCAGUCAGACCAAAGCUAUGUCUGCUUUUCUCCAGGAAGAAUCUCAGAAUGCAGAAAAAAAAUGCACCAAAUCGGUCCAGUACAAGAUUCUGGAGAGCAGGGUGCUGGAUUCCAAAGACUCUUUCAGUCCUUAUAAAUUGCACCCAGAGUCAGAGGAACAAUUUGGAGGGUCUACCUCAGCCACUGAUAUGCUUAGCAAGGACCCUGUGGCCCAAGUGAGCAAUAAAAUGGACAAGCUAUCUUCUCGAUUUUAUCCAACGGACAAAUCCAGUCUUCCAGAGAAGGAGAGCCUAAUAUUUGUUGGAGAAACUCAGAAACUUGCUAUACCAGACAGGAGGGAAAACUUGUCUUUCAAAGGAGGAGAUGGAUCUGAAACUGAAGACAAACCAGCACAAAUACAAACCAGCAGCACUUCCUCCAAGAACGUUAGCUCUGAUAGCUCUCUUAGUAAGCCAGAUGAAGAAAGCUGCAAGCAGGAACCAAGUCCAAGAGAGUUUUUUAGGAAGGGAUCCCUCAAGCUAAAGCAGUUGCUGAAUCCCAAAGGUGAGAAAAAAACAGAAGAAGAAACAGUCCUGGAGAGCUGGAAGCCAGAUAAGUUGAACACAGCUGCCCUCAAGCGAAUGUCCAAGAAUGAUUCCCAGGAGAUUAUAGAGGAAGAAAAAUCCCCCAGACUGACUGCAUCAGCGCCUGUCCUCAAGGGGAACCCAACACCUCAGCCUCGAUUGCCCUCAUCCACAGCCAACGUCCUCUAUAGCAGCAACCUCCGAGAUGACACAAAGGUCAUUCUGGAACAGAUUUCUGCUAACAGCCAGAAGAACCGAGCAGAGCUGGCCAGGCAGCUUCCAGCGGCCAGCAAUCCUGAGUUGUCCAGGUCCACCACAAAUUUAGACCAUAAAGGUGAAGAGAGGAACACAGGGAUCAGUAGAUCAGAAAGCUUUGGGAGCCAUAAGCGGAGCCUCCAGAGGGAGCCUUCUGAGGACAGGGAUUCUCUUCUGAAAAGGAUGGAGAGCAUGCGGAAGGAGAAGCGAGUCUAUAGCCGCUUUGAGGUCUUCUGCAAGAAGGAGGAACAAGGUGAAGAGGAAUGUGAGACAGAUGCCAAAGACAAGAAGAUGGGGAAGUUCAUGCCGAAACUCCUGGGGACAUUCAAAACCAAAAAAUGACUUUAAAGUGGCUGCCUGGAACUGCUCUGCCUGGGACAAAUGUUUGUGGCAGGCCCUCCUCUCCGGACAUUCCAUUUCCCUGCCCAUUCUAGCUGCAGAACAGCUGGGGUGGUGGCUGGGGGAGAGGGGAAGGAGGGCUACCUGAAGCGGGAUUAAAGGACUAUUGGGUGCACUAAGAGGCCUGCGUCAAACAGAAUGUUAACUUUCUUCAGAAGGGCUAGAGAUUAGUCCCACACACAGCUAUCAAAGGAACUCCCUCCAGCUACAGGAGAAAAGCACACCAAUAUGAACUAAGAGGGGCCAGUUGGCAACACAGCUGCUUCUUGGUUAAGCUCUGUUUAAGACACCUGUUCUUAGGGCCCAGCUCAGGGCAGCCAUCUUUGGCCACUGCCUUACAUCUUUUGCCCCUGCAGCAGGGCCACAGCUGCCUUGAGGGCCCACCAUUUCAGUCAUCUAUUUUCUUUGUGGGGAUAGUUCAUCUGUGGGUGGAGGUAAAGAGGCAGGACUAAGGGAAUCCAUGUGGGAAGGUGAAAUCAGUUUUAUAUGGAGAACUAGAUUUGUGGGGCCUGGGCAGCACCAAUUGCUGGGUGCUUCUCUGAGGCAACAACAGGAAUGAAGUUAACUAGGCAGAGUUAGGGUAUCUACACCCAGCACAGGGAAGGCAGGAACAAGGCAGCUGCCUAGAAGAAGUCAGUCCCUUCCUAUUCCUUGAUUUGCCCCACUGCUACUUGGUUCAGGCCUGCUUCCAUGGCUAGGAGGAAGGUGGUUCUAGGCUGUACCAUCUGAGGCCACAGGAGGGCCAUGCGUUGAUAGGAUGCUACUUCACAAGCAAUGUUUCCUACCAGCUAGCAAAUGAGAUGCUGGGGAAAAGCAUUGUACUACAGCUUUGCUAUGUGGAGCAUAACCUAACCCUAACUCCUUCUCCAUUAUGGAUAAGCCCUCUAUUUCAUAAAAUCAUAGAGCUGGAAGGGAACAUAGAAGUCAUCCAGUCCAAUGCAUUGCUCAGUGUAGAACGCAUUAGAAUAUCUUUGCUAGAUGACCAUCUGCUGGAAGAUCUCCAGUAAAGGAGAAUGCACAUCAUGUGCUAGCCUGUUCCACUGGCUGACUUCCUCCUGAUGUUUAGCCUGAUCUUUUUUCCUUGUUCUUUUAACACACUGGUUCUGGUCCUGCCCUCUGGGACAAUAGAGAAUAAGCCCACUUGCUGUUUCAUGGGACGACCCUUCAGAUAUUUGAAGACUGCUAUCAUACCUCACACCUCUUCUACAGGUUAAACAUGUCCAGAUCUCUCACCAUUUCUCAUAGGGCAUUGGUAGCCUUCCUCUGAACUUGCACCAAUGUGUUACCAUCUCUUUUGAACUAUGGUACCCAGAACUGGAUAUAGGACUCCAAAUGGGGUUUGACCAGGGCAGAGUAGAAUGGGACAUUUAAUUCUGGGAUUUGGACUCUUAUGUUCCCAUUAAUGCACCCAAGAUAGUCUUUGCCUGUUUAGCAGCUGCAUCGCACAAGUGGCUCAUGUUUUAGUUUGUAGUUGAUGAGUUCACACAUACUACUACCAAGCCAUGUUUGCCCCAUCCUAGAUUAGUGCCUUAUAUUUUUCCCACUGAGAUGCAGAACUUAACAUUUCUCCCUGUACAAUUCCAAACUAUUCAUUUCAGCUUGCUGCCCAAACUGGUCUAGAUCUUUUUGAAUCUUCUCUCAUCAACUACUACUCCCAGCUUUGUGCUAUCUGCAAACUUGAUAACUACCCCCACAACUCUCUCCUCCAAGCCCUUGAUAAAAAUGUUGAGCUCUGUGCCCCCACCCCUACUCCACUGGGUUAGAAAUAGGAUUAGGGCUAGAUGAUACUACUGUUAGAUGGACUCCCAGUUGGCUGAGCAAUUGCACCCAAAAAGUGCUUGCUCAUGGCUUCCCUUGAGCUUGGAAGGAAGCUUCAAGUGAAGAGUGUCUAGAAAUACUGUGUCUAAGAAUUUGCUGAGGUCCUGGUCCAUGAUGUCUGCAAUAUUUCCCUGAUCUACUAAGCUAGUAAUUCUAUCCAAGGAUAUAGUCUGGGACAAUUUAUUUGUGACAAUCCCAUGCUGGCUCUUGUUAACUGUUGUAUUUCUAUCCUAGUGCUCACAAAUAUGUUGCAAGAUAAUUUGUUUGAAUACAGUGCCCAGUAUAGAUGUCAAAUUGACAAGUCUGUAGUUUCUCAGGUCCUUCUCCUUCCCUUUUUGAAGAUGGGGAUUUGGUCUCCUCCAGUCUUCUGCAACCUUACCAGUCCUCCAGAAGUUCUCAGAGAUUACCAAGAGGGUUCUGCAAUGAUCCUCAAUACCCAGGAAUGUAAUCCAUGUGGCCUUGGAGACUUGAAUUCAUUUAAGUUAGCUAAUUUCUCUCUUACCUUGUCCUUAUCUGUCCUGAGCUGCAGUUUCCUCAUAGCCGUAGCACCAUUUCUAUUCUGGGAGAAGACAGAUGCAAAGUAAGAGUUGAAGUUCUGCCUUUGUACCAUCAGCCCUAAUCAUGUCAUCACUUCCUUCUUACAGUGGGCCUACAAUCUGCUUGGCUUUACUUUUUGACAUUAUAUUUAUUGUUCCUCCUUCCCUUUCCUGUAUGUGUCCCUUUAGCAUUCAGGAGGGCUCCUUAUGUAUCCAUGCUGGCCUCUUUAGAUUUCUCCCAUUUUUCCUUGGUUGGAUUGUUUUUGAUGGUACCUUACAGAAUCCCAUUUUGUAGAAUUUUCCUCAUCCUUCAGGAUUUCAAGUGAUUGGAUCUCACCUACCUUCCCUUGGAAUUUAUUAAAAUUCAUUCCAAAAACCUCUUUUCAGUUCCCCUUCCAGAUACCACAAAUUCAAAGAUAACAUGAUAACUUUCCCUAAGGUAUCAGUUACCUUCAUCUCUUCAAGCAGUUCUUCCCUGUUGGUAAGGAUUAGAUCUGGAGUAGCAGGCCCUCUUGUUCUUCUGAUGAAUGAAGCUCUCAGCAAGACAGGGCAAAAAUUUGUUAGACCUUUGACUCUUGGGAAAUUCCCCACUGAUGUCAGGGUAAUUGAAAUCUCCCAUUAUUGCUGACAGUCAUAGAAUUGUCGUGUUGGAAGGGACCACAUCUUUCCAACCAUCUUUACCAUGAUAUCUUUUUAUGUACUUGAACACAUAACAUGUUUUCCCUCUUCUUUUCUUUGGAUACCUUUUCUUUGGAUAAUUUGAAUAUCCAAAUUCCUUUAGCCUGUCCUCAGGUCCCUGUAUUUUGUCACCCUCCUCUGAACCUCUUCUAACUUGUCAAUAUUCUUCUUGGCAUAUGCUCAGAAUCAUAUGCACAUGUGAUGCGGUCUCACCAGUGCAGAGCAGAGAGGACAUUUAUAUAGCCAGCUGCUGACGUCCAGGAUCCUGUUUUUUCUUCUUGCACACUGACACAUUUUAACAAUUUGGCAUAUAAGUGGGCAUCCAGCAAAUUUUUUAACACUUCAUGAUUCUCAGCUGGAAGGAUUGAUGAAAAAACUACCUGUGCUCCUGGUUUCACAGACCUUUCCUGCUCUGAUCACAUGCUCUCAGAAGCUUAUACUCUCAGCGAGGACCAGCCUGGACUGAGCCACCAACUGCAGUCUGAAGGGCUACAGCUUAGACAAUGCUUCUCAGGGAAGGUGGAAGGACUACAGCCCCGAUUCAAUAAAGCUACUUUGCAGAUAGAAGACUACAGGUCAAUCCUAACCAAUCUUGGUACAACAGGAGUUACACUGGAGAGACAGAGGGCAUCCACUAGGAUAGACAAAGCAUCUUCUUGAGGCUUGUGCAGACAGGUAGCAUUACCGAGCUCUUGGAAUGAGUUGCAAUCCAAUCUCAGAGAGGAUGGGAAUACCUGUUUACACCCUACAGAGCAAUCUUCCACAUUCCUCUCCUCCCUCCUAUGUGGGGUGUGAGAACAUGGUUAGGGUUAGAAGUUAGGGUUAGACAAGUUUAGGGUGAGGGGGUUAGGGGUAGGGGUAGGGAAGGGGAGCAGCACAGACUCAUACUCAGCCAACUCUGGUACAGAAAAGAGACCAUUGUGUACUUUCUCCUCAGGUUAAAGGCUAGGUUAAAAUGAGCACAGCCAGAUAUAGACUAGUAUCAGGGACCAAUAGGUAGGAAAAAAGAAUGCACCUCCUGGGGGUGGUCUUUGGUGCUUAACAUCUCUUUUCUCCUCUGCCUGUUAGAACGUUUCUUUAAUUCUGGUUCUUUGUCUAUUGCUUUGCUUGCCCUUGCUAGGCUGGAAGGAGUGUGGGGUGGAAGAAUGCACUGCAGGUGUGGGUGUCAGUGGCAACUCAUGGGCUGAGACAACUCCUUGCUGGUUAUUGCAGAAGCAGCAAAAUGGCCAGAAUUGGGCCUUAUGUGCCUAGUCUCGGCACAACUAGGAAUAUUUGAUAGUCUCCGAAAAGGGAUGGAAAAAUUCUUGUAGCUGGUCCAUGUAAACAGUUCUGAAUUUGAUGGAUAUAAGUGGCAUCUCACAGGGUAUUAGCAAGACUCACAAAGGACAUUAGUGGGUGAUUUAGUGAGGUCAUUAAAAUCCUAAUAGAGUUCUUUAUUUUCAUUUUUGUUCAUUCCUUUGCGGCUUAGCAUAUAAUGCAAACCCAGUUUGUUUAGUUUAUGCCUUUCUCUCUCACACACACACACAAAGAACACUGCUUCUCCCAACUGGUCUGGUACAUGGUAUACUAAGUUUUGUUGCUCCACUUUAAUACCAGGUUAAAGGGGGCGAGACAAUUUUUUUGAGGACCUCAACCCAUAGAGAGCCUCAAUGCAGCUAGAUACUGUAGUACCUCUAUGAGCAAAACCAUCUGCUAUCAGAGCCAGCCACUGAAGGCCAAGCUCUCGAUCUUCCUGGAAGAGCUGUUCAGCAUGGAACCAUUUGUCUAGAUCUCCCCCUUGCUGGAGGCUUCCAAAUGGGGCUGGUUGGCCACCUCUCAGGAAUGAUUUAGAGGAUUCCCUAAGGUCUCGUCUGACUCAUGCAUUCUGUGAUCCUGUCUUGUGCUGGACUUCCCAAAAGCCUUUAGUUGACUUUCAUGGACAAGAUGCUGGCUGGACCUAUGGUAGGGAGCCCUGUUUCCGGGCUCCUUGGGUAGUCUCUGCAGUCUAGCACAAAUUAUUAAUUGGGAUUGUUCAGAUAACUCAGACUGAAUUACCACUUUGUAAGAACUAAGAGGAAGCAAGGGGUGUCAGCCAAGGGCCCAAGACUUGAAAAUAGUUGACUGGAGAAUUCUUUUGCUCAGGCCAUUGCUUCAAGUGCCAGUCUUUGCUCCUCCUGAUUAUGGGCUGCCCCUGAUAAAAAUGUAUCCAUUACUUUGAAAUCUGUGUUAAAUUGGGCAGUUCUUAAACCUUUUGGCAGCUGAUGGAAAAGGGGCUGCUGGAUUGUCCUAAGAGUAUUUGGGAAGAUAGCCCAUCAGGUUUGAGGCAAUGGGGGGAAAGCAAACAGGUUCAUCAGUUGCCCAGAAGACUGAUAGUUCUGCUUAAAGCAGUUAGAAAUUCUGUGACUGGAAUAAACUAUGCAAAUGUACAUACA
Molecule: messenger RNA, 11930 nt
Organism: Python bivittatus (Burmese python)
Lineage: Eukaryota; Metazoa; Chordata; Lepidosauria; Squamata; Pythonidae
Source: RefSeq, a predicted model, not a curated record